Didymosphaeria variabile is the source of this 477-nucleotide messenger RNA. RefSeq lists its product as uncharacterized. The record is from RefSeq and is a predicted model, not a curated record. The transcript is spliced from 2 exons. NCBI's taxonomy places the organism in Eukaryota, Fungi, Ascomycota, Dothideomycetes, Pleosporales, Didymosphaeriaceae. Bases 1 to 477 code for a protein of 158 amino acids.
AUGUCUUCACAAACCCUCUCAAAAGCGCACCGCAUGAGCUACCGCAUCGGCCGCGGCGAACAAGGCGUCCUCACCUUCGAGCCAUACAAAUCCGAAAUCCUGCCGCUAUGGCGCUUCAAAACGCCUGCCAUAGCAAGGCAAAGUUCAAAGCAGAUAUACGACAAGUUUCUCGAAUAUAACGAACGAGAAGACUUUGUCGGCAUGGACAUGUGCCGGAAAUUCUUGCAGAUGGGUAUGACUAGAGCGAAGAGGUAUGCGAACCAUGCUGGUGGGAGAAAGUACGACAAAGAAACGGGCGAAGAGCUGGAAAGAAGCAGUAAGCAUGAGGGUGCAAAGGAGAAAUUGGAAGCUUCGGUGAUUUUCAAAGAGGUGUGGGAGAAGGCGAAAAAGCACGAAGGGUAUCUGGACAAGAAGGAGAUGUUUCUCAAAGAACAGAAAGAAUGGGAUAAGCAGCAGAAGAAAGACGGAAAGAAGUGA